Molecule: messenger RNA, 2296 nt
Organism: Umbelopsis ramanniana AG
Lineage: Eukaryota; Fungi; Mucoromycota; Umbelopsidomycetes; Umbelopsidales; Umbelopsidaceae
Exons: 5
Coding region: 349-2172 (607 amino acids)
Cellular component (GO): nucleolus
Molecular function (GO): GTP binding
Source: RefSeq, a predicted model, not a curated record
AAGGGAAUGAAUGAACAUAUGGAUGUAGUAUAUGAACGUUCUGGAUGAGUAUCCUUUGAGAUCAUUAAUGGAUGCUUCAAGUACAAUUUCCGAAGAUCAUUUCAUUAAUAGACCUUGUAGGAAUAGUACCAACGUUAUGUUGAAAAUUUGGUAUAUUCCUCCCAGCAGGUGUUUGUAAUUUUUGCCUUGUCGCUGGUGAUAGGUUCAAAUGUGAAAGUGAAAAUUGAGUUUCUGGCAGAGUGACUGCUCUUUCUGAAAAUGUGAAAAAAAAAAAAAGUUUAGGCAGCUCAAAAGGCCAGCGAAAAAAAACCCUCAUAUUUGUAACAUAAUUCCAUCUACAAGUUCAAUAUGGGAAAACUGAAGAAGGAAAGGAACAGAGUCGCCAAUACUGGUGGCAAUCUUGAGAAGGCCGGAAACUUGAGAGUGAAGGGAGAAAACUUCUAUCGUGAUGCAAAGAAGGUCAAAUACGUUAACAUGCUCAAGGGCGGUACAGCCAUUCGCAAUGCCAAAGGAGAAAUUGUUCGAGCAGCUGAUUACCAAAACACAGAGACACCCAUUGCUCGAAUCGCACCUAAUAGAAAGUGGUUUGGCAACACUCGAGUCAUCGGACAAAAGGCAUUAGAGAACUUUAGAGAAAGCCUUGGAUCAAAAGUAAAUGACCCAUACCAGAUGCUCCUACGACAGAACAAGCUUCCUAUGUCUCUCCUUCAAGACCCUACAAAGCAAGGUCGCAUGCACAUUCUCGACACCGAAAGUUUUUCCAAAACCUUUGGUGGCAAGGCUCAGCGAAAGAAGCCUAAGGUUAAUAUAGCAUCGUUGGAGGAAAUGGUUGAGAAAGUUGAAGAUGUUACAGAAUCAUAUGCCCCUGCCAAAGAUGCCAAGUUGUUGGUCAACCAAAUCACAGACUUUACCGAUCAAGCCCGUGGAUGGUAUCUCCAAGCUGGACAAUCUAAGCGUAUUUGGAAUGAAUUGUACAAGGUCAUUGAUUCAUCUGAUGUUGUUAUACAUGUCUUGGAUGCCCGUGAUCCAGUUGGAACGAGGUGUAAAAACGUUGAGCGCUUCAUUCAAAAGGAAGCUCCUCACAAGCAUCUCAUCUUCAUUCUCAACAAAUGUGAUUUGGUUCCUACUUGGGUAACAGCUCGAUGGGUCAAGCACUUGUCAAAGGAACACCCAACUCUCGCUUUCCACGCUUCCAUCAACAACUCUUUUGGUAAAGGAUCCCUUAUCCAACUUCUUCGACAGUUCUCUGGAUUGCAUUCGGACAAGAAACAGAUUUCUGUUGGCUUCAUUGGAUACCCUAAUACCGGCAAGUCUUCCAUCAUUAACACACUCAAGGCCAAGAAGGUAUGCACAGUUGCACCCAUCCCAGGCGAGACCAAGGUUUGGCAAUAUAUUACCCUCAUGAAGCGUAUCUACCUUAUCGACUGUCCUGGAAUUGUACCUCCUAACGCUGAAGACACUGAAUCCGACAUUAUCCUGAAGGGUGUUGUUCGAACUGAAAACAUUCCUACACCUGAAGACUGUAUUCCUGUCAUUUUGGAUAGAGUUCGAAAAGAGUAUAUGCAGCGCACAUACGAGGUUCGUGAAUGGAAGGAUCCCACCGAUUUUAUGGAACAGAUCGCUCGACGCACAGGAAAGUUGGUCAAGGGUGGUGAACCUGAUCUUCACAACGUGUCCGUCAGCAUUCUCAAUGACUGGCUCAGAGGCAAAAUUCCAUUCUUCACUCCUCCACCAUCUGUUGAUGGUACUCAGGAGACAGCCGCCGAUGCUGCUCGAUGGGGUGAAAAGGACUCUCAAAUCAAGGCUGCCAAUGCUGCAGCUGCCAAGGCUGCCCAUCUUGAACGACAAACGGCUGAGCGCAAGGCUGGACGAGUUGGUGUUGACCAGUUGUUCAGAAAGAUCCGUGUUGUCACCGAAUUCUUGCCCGACGAUCUUGAAAAUGAUAAGGACUUGAAGGAAGAGGAGCGCGAGAAGGAAGCGCAAAUGAUUGCCACUAAGAAGGAAACAGCGAGCUCGAGCUUAGUGACGACGAUAAGGAAGAAGAGGAAGGCGAUGAUGCUCAAGAACAAGAGGAGCAAGUUGAGGCAGCCCCCAAGAAGGCCAAGUCAAAACUUCCCGCGUUUGAAGAAGAGGAUAUCGACUCCCGAAAAUCUACCAAAGAUAAGCGAAUGACCACCAACAAGCGAAAGGUUGGUGUUCAUUAUUAUGAGACUGCCAACGUCAAAAACAGAAACCGUAGCAAGGUCAAGCCUGACGGUGGACCGAACAAGAAGAAGCGUAGAGCAUAACUUAGUUU